Messenger RNA from Microthlaspi erraticum, 1032 nucleotides. The record is from the annotation of a GenBank genome assembly. Lineage: Eukaryota; Viridiplantae; Streptophyta; Magnoliopsida; Brassicales; Brassicaceae.
AUGGGAAUCGAUCUUUCUCUCAGGCUCGAGAAAGAGAAAGAUGAAGAAAGUUCAAAACACAGCUGUGAGAACAAAGAUGAAGAAGAAGAUAUUGAUGAUGCUAGUGAUGAUGGAGAUGAACAAAUGGUGAAAGAAGUCGAUGUCGACAAUUCUUGUUUAGGUUCAAGAACCCGAAAAGAAGAAAACGAACGUGAAGAGCUCUUGCAGAUGCAGAUCGAGAUGGAACAUGUGAGAGAAGAGAAUACGAGGUUAAGGAAGCUUGUAGAGAAAACUCUUCAAGAUUAUCGUCAUCUCGAGAUGAAACUCCCAGUUAUUAAUCAAACCAAUAAGAUGGGUCAUGAAACGUUCCUUGGAGAACAAGGCAGAUGGUGUAUGGAUGUAACAAGUAAGGCUCGGAAAAGAGGAAUUGAGAGAUCUGACCCAUACGUGGAAAGAGAACUAGGGCUUUCUCUUUCUCUACAGAAAAAGCAGAAACAAGAAGAGAGCAAGGAAGCUGAUCAGUCUCAUAAUAAGCAAAGAUACGAUAAUAGUAGCAUCAUUCAGGGACAAGAUACCAACACUCCACGUGUCAUAUCGUCUUCUCCGGGGAAUAGAAAGGCAAGGGUAUCUGUGAGAGCGAGAUGUGAGACUGCAACGAUGAAUGAUGGAUGUCAAUGGAGAAAGUACGGCCAGAAAACAGCUAAAGGGAAUCCAUGUCCACGAGCUUAUUACCGAUGCACCGUUGCUCCAGCAUGUCCUGUUAGGAAACAGGUGCAAAGGUGUUUAGAAGACAUGUCGAUACUAAUAACAACCUACGAAGGAACACAUAACCAUCCACUUCCGGUCGGAGCAACAGCCAUGGCUUCCACUGCCUCCACUUCUCCAUUCUUGUUACUCGAUUCAAGUGACAACCUCUCUCAUACUAAUUCCUAUUUUCAACAAAAUGGCAGCAACAAUCGAGCCUUAAGAAGCUUUAACUUUGAUGAUCCAUCGUCUAGAGGAGGAGGAGAUCAUGUUUCAUCUUCCCAAACCCGAUUGAAUUGGAUGAUGUAG